Phanerochaete carnosa HHB-10118-sp is the source of this 740-nucleotide messenger RNA. RefSeq lists its product as uncharacterized. The record is from RefSeq and is a predicted model, not a curated record. The coding region runs from base 28 to 663 and encodes 211 amino acids. Lineage: Eukaryota; Fungi; Basidiomycota; Agaricomycetes; Polyporales; Phanerochaetaceae. Gene Ontology annotation, molecular function: phospholipid binding; peptidase inhibitor activity. The transcript has 3 exons. Gene Ontology annotation, biological process: regulation of Ras protein signal transduction; regulation of proteolysis.
ACGACGACCACGACGCACCCACGCACGAUGGCGCACGAUCCGCUCUCGAACGUCGUUACCGCGCUCGAGCGCAGCGGCAUCAUCCCGGACGUCGUCCCAGCCGCACGCAGCUUCACGCCGACGCACCUCUUCGCGGUGCUGUACCCGACAGGCACGGGCAGGGAGGUCCUGCUUGGAAACGAGUUCAGCAGAGACGAGACCUUGGACGAGCCCGUUGUGAGUUUCACGCCGAUGAGCGUUGCAUCCACUCCGGAGGAUGCAAACGCGGACCCGUCGUAUACGCUCGUGAUGCUCGACCCGGACGUGCCCUCGCGCGCGGAGCCGACGAACAGGAGUUUUCGGCACUGGGUUAUAACGGGCCUCAAGCCCCCUGCGGAGCCCGACAGCGCGAGCACGACGGCGAGCGCCGCAGCACUCGAGACCCAGCCGGCCGUCACGCCCUACCGCGCGCCCGAUCCGCGCCCAAACACAGGCGUGCACCGCUACACGUUCCUCCUGUUCACCGAGCCACCCGCAGGCGUGCAGAUUCCGCAUGACGCGCCCGAGCACCUGAACGAGCGCGAGCAGCGCCGCAAGUGGGACGUCUGGGCGUUCGCGAACAAGUACGGCCUCGAGCUCGUCGGAGCGAACUUUUUGACUGUGCGCGCCCCCGAUGCGGCAUGAACGAACACGGUAGCGCUGGAGAAUCGUUGUGGUCUGAAAUAUCAAGAAGGGGCAACAGUAUGUACAGUACUACAGCU